UCUUUUGUUGCAUGUUGGACAGACAUGACAACAUGUUCAACAGAGCCACUGGUUGUAAAUAGACCUGACGGCGGCCAGUGCUGCCAACUUCGUUUCAUCAAAACGCUUAAUCAGCCUUUGAAAAAAACAAAAACAAUGGAUAAGGAAAAGCAAACUGCUGCCAAUCAAAUUGGUCACUUAGUCCUCCUUGAUGGAGCUGUCUUAGAAUCUAGCGGAGAGCUUAAGAAUGACGAACGCACUGCGAAUGUUAUUACGGGUCUGUUGAACCUAACCGAAAGCAUUGAUAAGGACUUUAUGGACAAUAGCAGUUGCGAAAGGAUAACCAUCGACUACGACCACUACUAUUACAGCAUUUGUAUGUCGAAUCGCAGAAUUUAUGUCCAUAAAUUGAGUAAAACACACAAUGGAGCGAACGGAGGAAACAACGUAACGAGUUCAUCCUCCGUGACGAACGUAUAUAACGAUCCCAACAGCACUACCAUCGAUGGCAGCGGUUCUGUAGCGAUGGCUUGAAAACUACCAACCCCAGCCCCAGGCUCAGCAUCUUGUCAUUUCUGCUGGCAAUCGUCGCAAGCGGUUGGGCCAAGGCCUUACAAUUGGCGUACACCCUUCAUUUAUCUCAUACUCCUGUUUAUUUGUCAAAGAAUACAUCAUCUCUGAAUUCCAGUUCAAAUAUACGUUUUGCCUCCUGCGUUACAUCCAAAA
This is a messenger RNA of Drosophila willistoni, 705 nucleotides long. RefSeq names its product ragulator complex protein LAMTOR4 homolog (gene Lamtor4). Gene Ontology annotation, cellular component: lysosome; Ragulator complex. The record is from RefSeq and is a predicted model, not a curated record. NCBI's taxonomy places the organism in Eukaryota, Metazoa, Arthropoda, Insecta, Diptera, Drosophilidae. The transcript is spliced from 2 exons. Gene Ontology annotation, molecular function: guanyl-nucleotide exchange factor activity. Gene Ontology annotation, biological process: cellular response to amino acid stimulus; positive regulation of TOR signaling.